AUGCAAUUCUUCAACGUACUUGCUCUGGCCAGCAUCGCUGCUGCCUUACCUCUCGAGCUCGAGCAACGCCAACUCGACCGCACCGGCAUCACCGAAAAUGAAUUCUCUCGAAGCCUCACCUGCGGUCAAGUCAUUUUCGUAUGGGCUCGUGGGUCCACUGAGAUCGGAAACAUGGGAACUAUAAUCGGACAGCCACUUGGCGAUGAGCUUCGCAAGGAGUACGGUCGAGACCUCCAGAUCGAAGGCAUCGACUACGCUGCUCUGACAUCCACCAACUUCCUCCCCGGCGGGACAGACCUUGUAUCCGAAGUGAUGAUGAGGAACACGUUGAAUGACGUUCACAGCCGCUGCCCCGACGCCGUGAUGCUCGUUGGCGGUUACUCUCAGGGAGCAGCAGUUGUCCACCGUUCCGUCGAAGACCUGGACAACGCCGUCAAGACGCAAAUUGCUGGCGUUGUGACCUUUGGUGAUACCCAGCGCCGCGCGGAUAACGAUCAGAUCCCCAAUUUCCCAAAGGACAAGAUCAAGAUCUUUUGUGGUGGCCUUGUGCGCGAUACUGUUUGCGAUGGAAAUCUUGGCGCGGCUGUUCUUGCUCCUCAUCUUAGCUAUGGGAGGGAUGCUGGUGAGGCUGGGGAGUUCCUCAUUGGUAAAGCAAAUGCUGUUCUUGGUUGAAGAUGGAUUGGGAUGGAAUUGUGAUGAUUGGGAUGGGGACGCCCGGCCCAGUCAUUGGUGAAUUUGAGUUUCAAGUGGCACUCGAGGAUGCUAUUUUGUUUUUGUCCUUUAUUAUGGGUUUGCUUGUUCUUUCGACGUUGAGGUCUUAUUUUUUCCGUUU
Molecule: messenger RNA, 832 nt
Organism: Periconia digitata
Lineage: Eukaryota; Fungi; Ascomycota; Dothideomycetes; Pleosporales; Periconiaceae
Source: the annotation of a GenBank genome assembly